Molecule: messenger RNA, 2689 nt
Organism: Calidris pugnax (ruff)
Lineage: Eukaryota; Metazoa; Chordata; Aves; Charadriiformes; Scolopacidae
Product: toll-like receptor 2
Exons: 1
Coding region: 1-2625 (874 amino acids)
Biological process (GO): inflammatory response; immune response; toll-like receptor signaling pathway
Cellular component (GO): membrane
Molecular function (GO): transmembrane signaling receptor activity; triacyl lipopeptide binding; protein binding
Source: RefSeq, a predicted model, not a curated record
AUGAGGAUCCUUAUUGGAAGCCUUCAUUGCUACUUCGUUUCUUUCUUACUCAGUAGAGCAAACACAUUCCUAAUUCUGAGAACACCUACAGCCCAUGCUUCCCUGGUCUAUAACUACUCCUAUUUAAACCUCUCUUCUGUAUUGGAAGCACAAGCUCCAAAAAUAGCAAGAGCUCUCAAUUUCUCACAUAAUGCAAUUGAAAAAAUAACCAAGAGAGACUUGGAAGGUUUUGAGGCGCUGGAAGUUUUAGACCUUUCCUACAAUCAGAUUAAGGACGUUGAACCGGGGGUGUUUGAGAGUCUGCUCAGCCUUGUUUCCGUGAAUUUAUCCUUUAAUGAUAAGAAACUUCUUCUAUCAGGUCUCCCACCCCACCUGAAGCUCUUGCCUGCUAGCAAAGCCUCAGGAUCUUUGGAGCUUUCUAAGUAUUUUGACAAAUCCUCAGAGGCUGCUCUGGAGCCUUCUGCAUCUGCCAAGGAGCUGUCACGUUCGGGAGGUCCCUCUGUCCUGCCAGAUGUUAAACUGAGGCGCAGACGAAAUACAGAGAAUCUUCUCCGAAGGGCAGAGAAAAACGUAACGGUCUCUCCAACAGCCACAUCAGGGCCUAAUCUCUGCGCAGCACCAAUUAAUGGGACACUCAACCUGUCAAACAGCAAACUCUCCGCGGAAGAGCUGACAUUAAAACUGGAUCAGGAUCUCUGCCAAGCUCAGCUGGAUGGUAUUUUGGAACUGGACAUCAGUCACAGUGACCUGGAAAUGGAUCUUCUGUCACUGUUCAGCCUAGUUUUGCCAAUGAAAAAUGUGCAGUCCGUUGAUGCCAGUUAUAACAAAUUAACAAUUAACAUUCUAAAUGUUGAGGGGCUCUUUAAAUUCCCAUUCAGCAAGCUUUGGUUUCUAAACAUUAGCAACAAUCCCAUCAACAGCUUGGAUACGCUGUGGCUCCCUUCAACCAUUAAGGUAAUUGACUUGUCCUUCACCAACAUAAGUCAAAUACCCCAAAAUUUUGCUAAAAAAUUCAUUAACUUAGAAAACAUGUAUGUUCAAGGAAAUCACUUCAUAUAUACUGUACAUCCAGAAAUAACUAAUGCGGCUCCAAAAUUUUGCCCUGGAACUGUCCAUAUUAAUGCUAUUUCAUUUGUCAGAAACCAGGCUGGUACACCCAUUGAAAGCCUUCCAAAGAAAGUAAAACACCUGAAAAUGUCCAAUUGCUCCAUUGUAGAACUGCCAGAGUGGUUUGUGGACACAAUGGAAGAAUUACUAUUUUUGGAUCUCAGCAGCAACCGGAUUUCUGUGCUUCCUGACUUACCCAUCGCCCUGCAGCACCUUGAUAUAAGCAACAAUGAUAUUAAAAUAAUACCCUCUAGUUUUAAAUCUGCCUCCAACUUAACAACACUUAAUAUUCAAAAUAAUAAAAUUACGGAUAUGCAUCCUGAGUAUUUCCCGUUGACUUUAACAAGAUGUGACAUCAGUAAAAAUAAGUUGAACUUCUUGUCAUUAACUGAUGCCCUGGAGAAACUCGACUAUCUUAAUGUUUCUGGAAACCUGAUCACCAGACUGGAAGCUGGCAGCCACCUUUCUGCUCUUACUAAUCUGGACAGUAGUCACAACCUAAUUGCAGAACUCCCUGAUCACUUUGGGAAAUCUUUGGCGACGCUGAAAUAUUUUAAUUUAUCAGGGAACAAGAUCUCUUUUCUACAGCACGGCGCUCUCCCACCUUCUCUGAUUGAGUUAGACAUCAGUGACAAUGCCAUUACUACAAUUGUGGAGGACACAUUUGGUCGGUUAACGAGCUUGAGUGUUUUGACUGUACGGGGUAAACAUUUUUUUUGUAACUGUGACUUGUACUGGUUCGUGAAUGUCUAUAUCCACCACCCCCGUUUGCAGAUAAAUGGCAGAGGAAGUCUCAGGUGCAGCUUUCCACCAGACAGGAGGGGCUCGUUGGUGGAGAGCAGUAACCUCACGCUGCUGCACUGCUCCCUGGGCAUCCAGAUGGCCAUUACAGCUGGCGUCGCCAUCCUGGUUGUUUUGGUGUUAACAGGCUUAUGCUGGUGGUUUGAUGGGCUGUGGUACCUGAGAAUGGGCUGGUACUGGUGUGUGGCCAAGAGGAAGCAGUAUGAGAAGAAGCCAGAAAACAAGCCCUUUGAUGCCUUUGUUUCAUACAGCGAAGAAGAUGCCAACUGGACGAAGGAGCAUCUGCUGGAGAAAUUGGAAGCUGAUGGAUUCAAGAUAUGUUACCACGAGAGGGAUUUCAAACCGGGGCAUCCCGUACUUGGUAACAUUUUUUACUGCAUAGAGAACAGCCACAAAGUCCUUUUUGUUCUCUCUCCCAAUUUUGUAAACAGCUGCUGGUGUCAGUAUGAACUCUAUUUUGCUGAACACCGGGUCCUGAAUGAAAAUCAGGAUUCCCUCAUCAUGAUUGUGCUGGAAGAUCUCCCGCCCAACAGCGUGCCACAGAAGUUCAGCAAACUCAGGAAACUGCUGAAAAGAAAAACCUACUUAAAGUGGAGCCCCGAGGAACGCAAACAGAAAAUGUUCUGGCACCAGCUAGCAGCUGCCUUAAAAACAACCAACGAACCGCUGGUGAGAGCACAGAAGGGAUCUGCUCAGGAUGUGUGUGAGAUGGAAUGAGAUACCAGAACCUGUAAAGAUUGUGCCUGGAAAGUCUGUGGUCAAAUAAAAGCAUUUCUGCAAA